AUGGAAUCGGUGUUAAAAGUGAUGAAUUAUGAUGGCCCUUUACAAAAGAGACCCCUACCUACAUUCAUAAAGAAGCUGUGGUUUCUUUUAUCCGAUUCUGCAACGCAAGACUACAUUUUCUGGGUGGAUAAUGGCCAGGUCAUUUGCAUACCGAAUGCGACUUCUUUCUCAAAGACGAUCCUGCCUAAAUUCUUCAAACACAAUAAUUGGCAGAGUUUUGUCAGGCAACUAAACUUGUAUGGGUUUAGAAAAGUGUACCAGCUAAACUUGGCCUAUGACGAAUCAGCAGAAAAGAGAACAGUUUGGCAAUUUAAGCAUGCUAGUUUUAGAAAAGACGCACCCGAAAAACUAUGCGACAUAACCAGACGUACUAGCAGGUCCAACAAUCAGCAACAAAGCUCACGAUCCCCUUCUCCGCCGCUGCCACCACUACCUCCUUCAUCGCCUCCAGCUUCCUCCUCGUCCAUGUUUAUUUUUUCAGCACCACCAUCAUCAUCAUCACCACCAAGAGCAGCAGCAGCACACAACGGCAAUUUUAGGCCAGACACCCGAAAUACAGGAAAGCAGCGAUCCUCAACAUCGUCUGCAUCGGACUACCAUGAACAAAUUGAAAUCCUGAACCAAAGGAUCUCUCAGCUGGAUAGGAAGUGUCAGGAAUUGAACAAUGAGACUAUCCAAUUACGGACAUUGCAAUUGUCUCAACAGAAUUCGAUCAACUCGCUUGUUCAACACAUGCAACACAUUGUGCAAAGAGAUCCAGAAUUGGCAAUGGAUAGCAAUCUUCAGUUUUCGUUUCAACAAAUGAUGCCAUCCUCUUCACAGAAUGAAGCAGAUACGAACAGCAAUCAAAACUACACUGGACCUGUCCUGAAUCAUGCAUUAAUGUCUUCGGCAUCUUCGUCAAAACCACAAUAUCCAGCAUCACACUUAUUUCCCCACGUCUCUUCCUCCCCAUCAUCGUCAUCAUCAUCACCGUGUAAUAACAACAAUAGUAAUGAGCAGUCGUCCACUGAUUCGACCCCUCAAUACUACCCUUCUCGACACAAUAAUCAACAGCAACAACAACAACAACAACAACAACAACAACAACAACAACAACAACCACAGCGAACACAGGGUCUUCCCCCUAUUUCGUCCUUGAUUGGCCAAGGUUCCACAAGGACACGCCCAAAUCUUGAGCAUCCAUGA
Messenger RNA from Mucor velutinosus, 1188 nucleotides. RefSeq lists its product as uncharacterized. Bases 1 to 1188 code for a protein of 395 amino acids. The record is from RefSeq and is a predicted model, not a curated record. NCBI's taxonomy places the organism in Eukaryota, Fungi, Mucoromycota, Mucoromycetes, Mucorales, Mucoraceae. The transcript is spliced from 6 exons. Gene Ontology annotation, biological process: regulation of DNA-templated transcription. Gene Ontology annotation, molecular function: sequence-specific DNA binding; DNA-binding transcription factor activity.